UCCCCAGUCUCAUCGGUACAGUCAGCCCCAGAUGAGCAUCUGUCCCUGGGGGAGAUCAAGGCCAUGCUCCCCCGGAGGCUGGGGGAGAGGCUGGAGGAUGUGAGGGCAGCGUUCAAGGCCCUGGACCCUAAGGGGAGCGGCUCAGUGACCCGGGGGGAGUUCAGACGGGUGGUGGAGGCCUUCCUCUUCCCCCUCACGCAGACCCAGCUCAACGCCAUGUUGGCCAAGGUGUCUAAGAGAGACAGUGUAACGGUGGACUACAUGGACUUCCUGAGGAGGUACAGCAGGGUGACUGCAGCACAGAGACCCUACAGCUCUACACCCUCCUCUACAGCACAGAGACCAGACAGCAACACCAGGUGUGUCUCUGGAUCAGACCAGAGAGGUAUGACCCUGACUGAGAUACAGCAACGCCUCAAACAGAAGAUUUGGAAGUCUGCAGUACUUGUGUUUACACCCUCCCCUCUCACCGCUCUGCAUCAACAGAUCAAGGCUUCAGAAUCAGAGGCGUCAAUACCACUGCUUGUGCAGAUGAAAAUUGGGAGCAACCUGAAGAAUGUAAUCCGGGCCUUUCGUCUGUUCGACUACAAGCGAGACGGACAGAUCCAGCAACACGAGCUGCGCAGGAUACUGGAGAACUACUGCUUCCCCUUAACACAGAGAGACUACCAGAGACUGUGGACCCACUACUGCCCUAACAACAUGGCAACCAUGUCCUACAAAGUGUUCCUGGAGAAGCUGGGCCUGGACUCUAACAAGUACAGGAAGUUUGUCCCGGAACCUCCAAAGCUAGCGUUGGGCUGGCAAGGAAUUAGUCCUACAGACAAGACAAAACAGAGGAACAGAGCAGUGUCCCAAAAUGCAACAGGAGAUACACAGGAGAUCCAAGGCCUGACUCAAGACGAGCUGCAGACGCUCUUCCUGAAAAAGUUGUGUGUGAGCUGUACCCUAGUAUGGCGAGCACUGCAGGCGUUUGAUGUCACCCACUCUGGACUGGUGUCACAGGAAGACCUGAGGGCCAUCCUCAGCAGCUUCCUGUUUCCCAUGAGCCUCAGCACCUUCCAGAGCCUGACCUGCCGUUUUGGGGUGAGAGCAACAGGGCCUGUGCUAUGGAAACAGUUCCUGGGUCAGUUUCAGGGUCCAGUCACAGAGGAGGACCACACCUCUCCUCAAACAGACAGGGUUCCUGAGCUACCUGAUGCAGAGGAGGGCCAUCGGAGUCUGACGGCGUUCUACCCUAUACUGAAGAGAGCCUUCAAACAGUUGGACAGGGGUAAGAUAGGGAGGAUCACCAGGGCAGACCUUCGUCAGGCUUUGGAGGUCCCCCAGUAUAACCUGAGGGGUCCCCAGGGCUCCUGGUCCAGCUGCAGGGAACCCCACACCCCCAGGCCCCGUCUGAGCCCAGACCAGGUCAGAGAGCUCUUGAUCCUGCUGAUUCAGAGCACACUGGGCUCAUCACCCAGCCCAGCCUGGAGCUACUCAACCCCAGGAGGGUGCACUCUGCCCCGGGAAGGGAGACACUACACACCCCUACUGGAGGAUGUAAGGAGGGGGUCAUGGAGGAGGCGGCUCAGGCUGUGUGAGGCCGGUUUAGACCCAGACCCAGGGUCAUGCAGGGUCAGAUGCAACAUGUACUACAUUUCUGUCACCAACAGACUGAACUCCCAAUCCCAGAAUGCCUUGGUGAACAACAGGCCAGUGCGUUCCCUCAGCGCCACUGUGGGGGGUCCAAGGGUUCGCACAGUGGAGAACAUCAUGUUCAGGAAGCUCAAAGAGAGGCUGGACCACAGACACGUUACCCUUGAUGACCAUAUCCGGGCAACGGUCAGAAGCUCAGGUGGAAUGCUGUCGUUGAGAGAUCUAAAGAAGAUACUGGAUGACAGCAGGAUUACCUUGGAUGAGAAGCAACUCCGCAAGCUCAACGUAUCGCUUGGUUUCAAAGAUGGAAAAACGUCUUGUUCGGCUUUCCUGGCUAAGUAUGAUGAGCGGGACCAGGCCUCCGGGGGUAACCAUGGUAACCUGCGGACUAAGCCACGCCUCCUGACAGCGGAGGACUGCCUCAGUGUGAUCAAAGACAGGAUCGAGAACAUCCACGGGGACAUCCUGUCAGUGUUCCGUGUGAUGGAUAAGAACAGUGACAGCGUGGUGGACAGACAUGACUUCAGAGAGCUGUAUGACAGUCUGGGCCUGGUCACCAAGGAGAGGGAGUACCAGCGGCUGCUGCAGCUUCUGGGGCUGCAGCCUGGAGCCAACCUCAACUACCCAGAGUUCUUCACCCUCGUCCAAUCCAGCGGCAAGACCCGCGGGCAGAAGUUCAAGCCAGCCAAUGGGCCAGACCAACUCCAUGACCACCUGGUGUCCAACGCACGCCACAGAUGGACCGCUUUGUCAAAGUUAUCUUACCUCCUCCAGGUUAUUUGUCGCUUUGAUGAUGAUGGUCAGGGUCUGGUCUUUAAGAAGGACCUCAGGAGUCUCCUCUAUACCUAUGACCUCCCCAUCAGUCCUGAUGAGUUUGAGGAACUGUGGGCCAGGUAUGAUGGAGAGGGGCGUGGCUACCUCACCUGUGCUGUAUUCCUAGAGAAGCUGGGCGUGGAUCCACAGGAGGUGGGACAUGCAAGGAAGGAUGCAGACACCACCCCCACAGAUGGUCUCCCUGCAGGGGCUACACUACAGGACGUUGAGCGCGUGGUGCAGGGUAACUGUGAGGGGUUGAGCAGUGCUCUGACCCGCUUGGAUAAGAAGAGAGAGGGUCUAGUCACGGUGGAGGACCUACAGAGUCUCCUCCAGAGAUACAACUGUCCCCUACACAGACACCAGCUCACCCACCUCCUACACACACUCAAGGUUCCAAUGGACAGUGAGAACAGAAAGUUGUCAUACGUGGACUUCCUGAAGGCGUUUGACCACGAGACAGGGAAGGGUUGUGAGCACCCCCCUAGGCCCUGUGGAUCCCCUGACCCAGCAGAGAGUCUGGAGUGGCUCAGUCCUGAGAGAGCUGCUGGUAGGAUACGGGAACUGGUCACUGCAUCGAUGGAUAUGCUCCACAAGGCCUUCUCUGCCUUCGACAGGAGUGGGAACGGGACGGUCACCCCUCUGGAGUUCCGGCGGGUGCUGGACCAUUUCUGUGCCCGCCUCUCGGAUACCCAGUUCAGAUUCCUUCUCGACAGACUGAAGCUAAACUGGGAGAACCACACAGUGUACUGGAGAGACUUCCUCAACCAGUUCAACCUAUGCAACCUGGAGUUUGAGAGGGUGUGGGAGAAGCUGCCAGUCAAUGUGUUGGGGGAUCUGGAGUACAGGAACUUCCUGAAGCAUGUAAGUGGAGCUGGAGGGAUAAGGGACAAGACCACAGACCCAGAGGACAUCAGUCCCAUGAAAUCCGCAUCACCACCAUCCCCUGGGCCCAUAGAUAUGAUGUCAUCAUCCCCACCAGCUCUACAGAGGCCAAAGACUACAGGCAGCAACCUCCAACGCUCAGAAUCGGAGGUGGGUGUGUCCAGCAGGGCCAGGCGUCCAUCCACGGCGGGGAGAGAGAGGGAGAGCCCCCUGGUGGACUGUGAGAAGGUGGAGAGCAGGCUGAAGGGGGAGGUGCAGCGCUGCUGGAGGGACAUCCAGAGGAGGAGGAGGUGCAGGAAGGAGGACAGAGACAGCGACGGAGAGAUCAGCACACACUGCUUCCUGGACAUCCUCCAAGGCCUCAACGUCAGUGUGACCCAGAAGGAGCUUGAUUGGCUGGCCGUAAAGUUCGACAUGAGGGACAGUGGGCGCGUGCCAUAUCCUGACUUCCUACGUCACUUCCUCCUCAACUUCGAACCGCCAGCGGUCAGACAGCCCUUUGAGCGGCCCAAACUACCUCUCCCUACUACACAAAUGAGUGGGGGUGUUCUCAGUAGACAGUGUGUAGAAGCCAUGCUGAGGCUCUAUGACCCGGUCCAGCAGUUCUGGCGCUCCAUGAGGCAAAACUUUGUUACCUUCGACCACAACCGCAGUGGCAAAAUCUCCAUCAAGGAAUUCAGAAAGGAGCUAAGGUAGUUCAGAGGGAACCUUUCCGAGGAGGAAUUCUUCCACCUCACCUCUUUCUUUGACAAGAACACUAUGGGGAAGAUCUCCUACAAUGACUUCCUACGGGGCUUCCUACCCGGCCUCUAA
Coregonus clupeaformis (lake whitefish) is the source of this 4149-nucleotide messenger RNA. Its product is annotated as EF-hand calcium-binding domain-containing protein 6-like. The record is from RefSeq and is a predicted model, not a curated record. Lineage: Eukaryota; Metazoa; Chordata; Actinopteri; Salmoniformes; Salmonidae. Gene Ontology annotation, molecular function: calcium ion binding.